CUCACUUGUCUACUACCGAGCAGUCGGACUGCAGCAGAAAGGGGAACGACACUUCAUGCGAGCAUUUCAACUAUGCAAGUUGGGUGAGUUGCAGCGAGCCACGCCGGACAUGUGAAGCCUGCUAUGGAGGAGCCGUUCGGUCAAAAUGAGCAUGAGCACUGACAAUGUCACUCAUUUAUGGGGAAACGAGAGCACGGGGGGCAACCGCACAGAACGCGCCGAAGUGGACCUUCGCCGGGCCGUCCCGCUCGGCUUGGCGCUGGGUGCUUUCAUCAUGUUCGCCAUCGCGGGCAACAUCCUCGUCAUCCUCUCGGUGGUGUGCAACAGGCACCUGCGCACCCCGACCAACUACUUCAUCAUCAACUUGGCCAUCGCCGACCUGCUGCUGGGCACCACGGUGUUGCCGGUGUCGGCCACCCAGGAGAUCCUCAACUACUGGGUGUUCGGCAGAAUCUUUUGUGACAUCUGGGCGGCGGUGGACGUGCUGUGUUGCACCGCGUCCAUCAUGAGCCUGUGCGUCAUCUCCAUCGACCGCUACAUCGGCGUGAGUCACCCGCUGCAGUACCCGGGCAUCGUGACGGAAAAGCGGGCACUGCUUGCCAUGCUCGGGGUGUGGGUGCUCUCUGUGGUCAUCUCCAUCGGACCCCUGCUCGGAUGGAAACAGCCGCCGUCGCCGGACGACACCGUGUGCUCCAUCACCGAGGAGCCCUUUUACGCGCUCUUCUCCUCCCUCGGCUCUUUCUACAUCCCUCUGGUCGUCAUUCUGGCCAUGUACUGUCGGGUGUAUAUCGUGGCCAAACGGACCACCAAGAACCUGGAGGCCGGGGUCAUGCGCGAGAGGAUGAACUCCGGCGAGCUGACCCUGAGGAUACACAAGGGCUCUCAGGGGCACGACGAGCCGGCAGCUUGCGGCAGCAAGGGCCGCGGACAUCAGGCCAGAAGCUCCCUCACCGUCAAACUGCUCAAAUUCUCUAGGGAGAAGAAAGCGGCGAAGACUUUGGGAGUUGUGGUGGGCAUGUUUACACUUUGUUGGCUGCCCUUCUUCCUCGCCCUGCCCAUUGGCUCUUUCAAUGUGAACCUGCGCCCACCUGACCUACUCUUUAAGGUCAUCUUCUGGCUGGGCUACUUCAACAGCUGCCUGAAUCCCAUCAUCUACCCUUGCUAUAACCGCGAGUUUAAACUGGCCUUCAUUCGCAUCCUUCGGUGCCAGUGUCAGCAACGCAAACGCCCUACGUGGAGUUCAUAUAAUUACCGUUCCUCAACGUUCAGCUCCUCUGGACAUUCACGCAAAGGAUCCAAUGACCAUACCCCUGGCUGCUUGAACGGCAGCCAGCAUACUCUGCAAUCUUCGGCCAGCCCGAGCCCCAGCUACUUCAGCAAGGGUCUACCAUCGUGCCCGGAGGGCGAGGCAUUGUACACCUGGACUACAAGUCCUUCACCCUCUCUCAACAUCCUGCCUGGCUGCCAAACAGACUGCCAGCAGGGUUGUCUCAUCACAGGUGUGAAGGGAGGAGAAGUUAAGGAAGUGAUGACUUCUGGAGUUUUUUCUUUCUCCUUUGGAAAGGAAAAAGACAAGGGAGCGGUUGGAAAAGACUGUACAGACCCAUCUAACAAUGUGUGACUGCAUCCACUGUAGAAAGUGACUAUUUAUCCAUUUCUGAAAAAUAAUGGCUCUGUGGUCAACACAUCUAGCUGCUGGGAUUUCUCUAUAUUUGGAGACACUGAUACAAUUAUGGAAGAGGGACAAAAAGCGGAGACUUGGGAAAUUACAAAAAGUAUUUGCGCUACAAAAUCUCUGUAACGCCUGAAUGUGACCAGAUUGAUGUACAGUAAAAUGUUGAAAACUGUAUUGAUUUCAGUCUUUUGCUUUGUUAAUGUAGUUUUGUGAAAUUAAAGUAUAAUAUGGUUUGUGCAA
Hippocampus zosterae (dwarf seahorse) is the source of this 1915-nucleotide messenger RNA. Its product is annotated as alpha-1A adrenergic receptor-like. Gene Ontology annotation, molecular function: alpha1-adrenergic receptor activity. The transcript is spliced from 2 exons. Gene Ontology annotation, biological process: regulation of cardiac muscle contraction; positive regulation of cytosolic calcium ion concentration; adenylate cyclase-activating adrenergic receptor signaling pathway. The record is from RefSeq and is a predicted model, not a curated record. NCBI's taxonomy places the organism in Eukaryota, Metazoa, Chordata, Actinopteri, Syngnathiformes, Syngnathidae. The coding region runs from base 146 to 1621 and encodes 491 amino acids. Gene Ontology annotation, cellular component: membrane.